This is a messenger RNA of Lemur catta (Ring-tailed lemur), 7105 nucleotides long. It is a transcript of the gene SPAG17, whose product is annotated as sperm associated antigen 17. Bases 1 to 6675 code for a protein of 2224 amino acids. Gene Ontology annotation, cellular component: axonemal central apparatus. NCBI's taxonomy places the organism in Eukaryota, Metazoa, Chordata, Mammalia, Primates, Lemuridae. Gene Ontology annotation, biological process: axonemal central apparatus assembly; epithelial cilium movement involved in extracellular fluid movement. The transcript has 49 exons. The record is from RefSeq and is a predicted model, not a curated record.
AUGGCACCCAAGAAGGAAAAAGGCGAGGCUGUGAACACCAGCUCAAAGAUAUGGGAGCCCUCACUCAUAGCUGCACACCUCAAUCAGAACGAUUGGAAGGCCUCCAUCGCUUUUGUGGUUGGGAACCAGAUUGAGGAUGAUCUUCUCAUUCGCGCCCUCACUCUCGCCGUCCAGCUCCCUCAGCGAAAGCUCUUCAGUAUGGUAUCGUGGCAAGACAUUCUUCAGCAGAUCAAUGAAAUAAAUGCAAUAGUUGGAGCUGCCUCAUCUAAAAAAGCAAAAAAACCUGGAGGUGUUAAUGUUCCCUUAUUUUAUGAGGUGUUAAUGGCAGCAAAAGCAAUUAUGGAUAGUGGAGAGACAUUAACCUUACCACUGAUAGGGAAACUCUUGAAAUUUCAACUUCUCCAGAUUAAAUUUAAGGACCAACAGCGACGGGAAAAUGAAAAGAAGGUGACAGAAGACAGAUUUAAGUUAGAAAAAGAUAAAGGGAAAACAAAAUCUCCCAAGGAGAAGAAGGCUCCGAGUGCGAAGCUUGCCAAAGGAAAGGGAAAGGAUCAACCUGAGGCCAGCGCAACAGUGAGAAAGACCACGCAGUUAAAACGGAGGGGAGAAGAAGAUGACACCAAAAGUUACAUUGAUGAUGAGCCAGAUGAUGGUGCCCAACAUUACAUUAUAGUUGUGGGCUUCAACAAUCCCCAGCUAUUAGCGAUUAUGACUGAGCUUGGCGUUCCUAUAACCAGCGUGAUUAAAAUAUCUUCAGAGAAUUAUGAACCUCUGCAGACACACCUGGCAGCAGUUAGCCAGCAGCAGGAAGUUUUUCUUCAGCCAGGAGGCAUAGAAGCUGAAAAAUUGAAGAAAGAGAAUGCCAUAAAAGAACUUGAAAUUUUCUGGAAGUACUUGGAACCAAUCCUGAAUAAUGAAAAACCUGAAACAAAUCUCUUUGAUGUUGCUCGACUUGAAUACACGGUCAAGGCAGCUGAUUUUCCUUCUGACUGGUCAGACAACGAGAUAAUGCUGGAAUUGGGCACUGAUAUUUUUGAAAAUAUUGCCUGUUUGAUGUAUGACACCCUGGAUUGGAAAAGGCAGCACCAGCACUAUCUGGAAAGCACGAAGUUUUUUAACGUUCCUCAAGUGGUUAAUGAGAAAACUAUCUUAGAAUCCAUAUCAACUCCUGAGCCUCUACAACCUGUUGCUCCAACCCCGGGAAAGAAGAAAACACAAGGUGAAGAACCACAAGCUCCACCACCAGUGAGUUUUGUCAUCACAACUGAUGUAGACAUGAGAUACUACAAUGAUUUGUUGAAUCCGAUUCCAGAGGAAUUCAUUUCUGUGCCCCUGAUGCUGCAUUGUAUGAUUGAACAGGUUGUGGCAACUGAAGAAGAUCUUGUCCCACCCAGUCUGCAGGAGCCACCCCCCAGAGCUGAUGGGCUAGACCACAGAAUUGCAGCUCACAUUGUGUCCCUCCUGCCCUCACUCUGCCUCUCAGAGAGGGAGAAAAAGAAUCUCCAUGAAGUAUUCUUAUCUGAAGAAGAAAGUGAAAGCAAAGCAGUGCCCGUAGGCCCUCUGCUACUGAACUACCAUGAUGCACAUGCCCACAAGAAGUAUGCACUGAAGGACCAAAAGAAUUUUGACCCAGUUCAAAUUGAGCAGGAGAUGCAGUCCAAGUUGCCACUGUGGGAAUUCCUUCAAUUCCCUAUGCCCCCACCAUGGAACAACACUAAACGUCUAGCUACGAUUCAUGAGCUUAUGCACUUUUGUACAAGCGAAGUCUUGAGCUGGAAUGAAGUAGAACGAGCCUUCAAGGUGUUUACUUUUGAGAGCCUGAAGCUCUCUGAGGUUGACGAAAAAGGGAAACUAAAGCCUUCUGGGAUGAUGAGUGGAACAAAUUCUGAAAUGUUCAACAUACCAUGGGAUAACCCUGCCAGAUUUGCUAAACAGAUAAGGCAGCAAUACAUCAUGAAAAUGAGCACCCAAAAUGCCAAACAGCAAACAGAUGUUGAAACCAAAGACAAAAUAAUAUUUGUGGAUCCAAAUUGGUCAACGUCUGUCCAAGAUAAGGAGAGCAAUGGAGAACCUUCAGAUCCUAGUCAGACUGAUGCUAAUAGCAUGAAGUAUCCUGGCUCGAAUAAUAUGAAAGCCUCAAGCCCUGAUAAUACAGAGCUGUCAGAGCAGGAGACCAGUGUGAAGUCUCAGCCCCAGCCUGAGCCUUUAGAGCAGACCACGAACAACGAGAUCAAAGAUGAUGCAGUCACAAAGACUGAUUCUCUUGAAAAGAAACCCAAGAAGAUGAUGGUGGAAGCAGAUUUAGAGGACAUAAAGAAAACACAGCAGCGCAGUCUAAUGGACUGGAGUUUUACUGAACAUUUUAAACCAAAAGUACUGCUUCAGGUUCUUCAAGAAGCCCAUCAGCAAUAUAGGUGUGUUGAUUCUUAUUACCAUACCCAAGACAACUCUUUACUUUUAGUCUUUCAUAAUCCGAUGAAUAUACAACGUCAGCAUUGUGAAUAUUGGAAUAUCGCUCUUCACUCCAAUGUUGGAUUCAGGAAUUAUUUGGAACUUGUUGCAAAAUCCAUUCAGGAUUGGAUUACAAAAGAAGAAGCUAUAUAUCAGGAAUCUAAAAUGUGUGAGGAAAUCAUUAGGACUAAGGCUGAGAUGGAACUGAAAUCUUCUACUAGUGCCAACAUUUCUGCUAGCAAAAUUUUUUCCCCUAAAAAAUCUAGAAGUAACAAAGGAAUCAGCAAAACAGAAAUAUCAGAUCAAGAAAAAGAAAAAGAGAAGGAAAAAAUUCCUUUCAUUUUAGAAGGUUCUCUCAAGGCAUGGAAAGAAGAGCAAGAUCGAUUAGCAGAAGAAGAACGAUUAAGGGAAGAAAAGAAAGCAGAAAAGAAGAAUAAAGAAGCCAGCAAAAAGAAAGGCAAGGAUAAGGCAGAGAAAGAAGAUAGUAGAGUUUUGAAGAAAAAGGCUUCAUUAAAGGAGAAAUCUAAAGAAGAACAAAUAAAUAUCCCAGAAGUAAUAGAGGAGUCCUACCAACAACCAGAACCUGAGAUAGUUUACCCGUUUCGAGGAUAUAAUAUGGGAAAUAUACCCAUCCAAAUCUCAGGGACAAAUUACUAUCUGUAUCCGUCUGAUGGAGGGCAGAUUGAAGUUGAAAAGACGAUAUUUGAAAAAGGCUCAACUUUUAUCAAAGUGAAAGUGACAAAGGACAAGCACAAUUUUAUAAUUCAUUUAAAAGACCCUAAGGAAAUUAUAAAAAAGGAAAAGGAAGAAGAGGAUUAUUAUUCAGAAGAAGAGAAAGAGCAAAGAGAUGAGGAACAAAAUCUUGAAACAGAAGUAUCAUAUGCAAAGAAUAAAGCUGUCAGCAAGUUUGGAUCUUUUUCUGCCACCUUAGAAAAUGGAAUCUGCCUCUCAAUAAGUUACUAUGGAUCAAGUGGAAUGGCGCCAGAAGAUAAAGAUCCUGCUUUAGAAACAAUGUUGAAUAUCCCUUCAGCACUCACUCCAACAGUGGUUCCUGUUAUAGUGAAUGUUCCACAAAGCAAACCUAAAGGGAAAACAAAAGGCAAAGAAAAACCCAAAGAAUCCCUUAAAGAAGAGGAGCAACCAAAAGAAGAAGAGAAAAAGGAAGAAGUAGAACCAGAGCCUGUUUUACAAGAGGACUUUUAUGUUCCCACCUUCCAAAGCCUAAAUGUGUCUUGCCCCAGUGGGCUCCUAUUGACUUUCAUUGGGCAAGAGCCUACAGGUCAAUAUGUAGCAGAUGAGGAACCCACCUGGGACAUCAUAGUCCGUCAGAGCUACCCCCAGAGGGUGAAGCACUAUGAGUUCUAUAAAACGGUGAUGCCACCAGUGGAGCAGGAGGCUUCGAGAGUUAUCACCAGUCAAGGCACCGUUGUCAAAUACAUGUUGGAUGGAUCCACACAGAUUCUCUUUGCAGAUGGUGCUGUGAGCAGCAGUCCCGAUUCAGGUCUUAUUUAUCCGCCUCCUGAAGUGCCAGCAAGCCCUCACAAUGGAGAUUUGAUGGACUCAACUUCUCAGCAAAAAUCAGAAACAGCACCGUCUGAAACUGUCAUCACAAAGAAAGGAAGAGGUCACAAAAGUCUGUCAUCAAUGGCACACAAGAAUGAAAUCCAUGAACCUCCACCAGAGACAGCUCAAACAGUGACUUCUGUGGAGGGUCACCUAGGCACCUGGUUUACAACUACACCUGAAGGAAAUCAGAUUGGCACCAAAGGAUUAGAAAGAAUAGCAGACUUGGCCCCGUUUUUAUCCUUUCAGGCCACAGAUCCUGUCAAUGGAACGGUUAUGACAACUCGGGAAGACAAAGUGGUCAUUGUUGAAGAGAAAGAUGGUACUCGCAUAGUGGAUCAUGCUGAUGGUACCAGAAUUACAACCUUUUAUCAAGUUUACGAAGAUCAUAUUAUUACCCCAGAUAAUCGAGAAAUAACCAACGAUCCUCAGACUUUCACCAGGCAGGUAAAGUGUAUGCGGAUAGAAAACUCACACUAUGCCACUGUUAUCACCAACUGUGAGGACAGUAGCUGCUGUGCCACCUUUGGGGAUGGAACGUCUAUUAUUGCAAAGCCGCAGGGAACAUACCAGGUGUUACCUGCAAACACAGGCUCUCUUCACAUUGAUAGAGAUUGUUCCGCUAUCUAUUGCCAUGAAUCAAGCAGUGACAUGUACCACCCUUUCCAAAAGCGUGAGCAGCUGAGAGCCAGCAAGUACAUCAUGAGGCACACUUCAGAGGUUGUCUGUGAGGUUCUGGAUCCCGAGGGAAACACUUUUCAGGUCAUGGCUGAUGGUAGUUCAUCAACAAUAUUACCUGAAGAAAAAAUGGAAGAUGAUUUAAAUGUAAAAACUGAGGGUUAUGAUAAUUUGUCAUAUAUUCGCCUUCAAAAGCAUCAUCAGCAAAUCUAUGGUGAACAUGUCCCCAGGUUUUUUGUUAUCUAUGCUGAUGGAUCAGGAGUGGAACUUCUUCGAGACAGUGACAUAGAAGAAUACCUAUCAUUGGCAUAUGGAGAAUCAACUACUCUUGUUCUCCAAGAGCCAGUGCAGGAACAGCCAGGUACCCUGAGCAUCACAGUCCUUCGCCCUUUUCAUGAAGCAUCACCAUGGCUAACGAAGAAGGAAUUCGAUACAAUUGUUCCUCCUAAUCUCCAGUCAAGGUCAUGGGAAACAUUUCCUGCAGUUGAGAAAAAAACUCCAGGACCUCCAUUUGGCAGUCAGGUUUGGAAGGGCCUUUGCAUUGGGUCCAAGCAGCUAAUGAGUGCCCCAGCACCUAUACUCAAGGGCCCCAAGGUGCUACAGAUGCGCCAGUUCAUUCAGCACAAGGUCAUAAAGGAUGAGGUGAAACUGAGGCUGCAGGUUUCCCUUAAGGAUUAUAUAAACCAUAUUCUAAAGAAAGAAGAUGAGCUACAGGAAAUGACAGUUAAAGAUUCCAGAACGAAGAAGGAGAGGGGCAAUGCUGCUGAUCUCCUCAAGCUGGUUAUGUCUUUCCCUAAAAUGGAGGAAACCACAAAAAGUCAUGUUACUGAAGUUGCAGCCCACCUCACUGAUUUAUUCAAGCAAUCUUUGGCUACUACUCCAAAAGUUCCACCAAACACAUUUGGUAAAGAUUUAUUUGAAAAGAAAUGGAGGCACACAGAAUCUUCAAAGCGCUGGAAAGAAAAGAUAGACCAAAAGAGGAAGGAAAUUGAGAUAACACAAAAUUGCCUAAUGGAUAUUAGAAACCGUGUAAUACCACCCUAUUUCAAAUCUGAAUUGAGCAAGGUAUAUCAGUCUCAGUCUAAUUAUCUGGCCAGCGUUUCAAAAAAACUGCCUCCUUUUACAAAGAAAGAUGAAGAAGCAAACAAAACAACAGUUGAAAAUAAAUAUGAUCUUCAUCCAGAUUCCAAACCAUCUAACAUUUCAGAACAAGAAUCUUCACCUGUACUUAAUCUUCCAAAGUCACAGAUUUCUGUGGAUAUGAAGGAGUUCACUGGCCAGAACCAAACUGAAAAUUUAACAAAAUCUACCAAAGAACCAGAACGUUGUGUGCCUGUGAAUGUUCCAACCCAGUCAUUGCUGCAGGAUGUUGCAGGACAAGCAAGAAAACUCAAAGUGAAGUUGCCUUAUUAUUUGACGAGUUCCAAGCCCAAGUCUCAGCCUCUCACAAAGGUGAAAGAUUCUGUUGGAGGAAAAGUGAAUACAUCCUCUGUUGCAUCUGCUGCCAUUAAUAAUGCAAACUCAUCCCCUUUUGGGUUCCAUCUUCUCCCAUCAUCAGUGAAGUUUGGAGUGCUUAAAGAAGGACACACCUAUGCAGCUAUUGUAAAGCUCAAGAAUGUUGGCGUGGACUUCUGCAGGUUUAGAGUGAAGCAGCCCCCACCCAGCACAGGACUGAAAGUCACUUACAAACCUGGGCCUUUGGCACCUGGUUUGCAUGCAGAAUUGAAGGUGGAGUUGUUUGCCAUGGUUGCUGGAGAAGACGGUGCCAAGGGAGUGACGCACAUCUCUCACAAUAUUGAGAUUAUGACUGAGCAUGAUGUUCUGUUCUUACCUGUGGAAGCAACAGUUUUAACAAGCAGCAAUUAUGAUGAGCGACCAAAAGAUUUUCCCCAGGGAAAAGAAAAUCCCAUGAUCCAGAGAACUUCUACAAUCUCUUCCUCAGCACUUGGAGUCUUCAUGUCUCGUAAAGUUUCUCCACAUUAGGCCCAUUUCUUCUCGGUAUAGCUCAAUAGCCUCCAUGAUCCUCUCAGCCUACACGAAUGAUGACAAAGGAUAUCGUCAUUGCAACAUACUCCAUCAUCCCAGGAUACUACAAUUGGAAGGCCUGACUAGAAAUUUACCUAACGAAGUAGCCUGAAUCAGUUUAAUAAAGAUGUGCCAAUAGAGUGCCUAACAGCAUUUAAAGACAUCUUUGGUUUCUUUUCUUAAUUUACAGAGAGGAGACUAAGUGUCAUGGACUCAGGUGAGACCACAUCUAGACAUCUUGAAUAAGGCAGUUCCCGGGAACAUCUGAAAGGUGCUACCUAACUUUCAGAAGGAGAUCAAGCUUUUCUUUCUAGAAAUCAAACAUGCACUGAUCAAAUUCAGGACUACUCUUGUCCUUGGUUCCAAGGGAAAAAAAUCAGAAGUUAUG